Molecule: messenger RNA, 1161 nt
Organism: Felis catus (domestic cat)
Lineage: Eukaryota; Metazoa; Chordata; Mammalia; Carnivora; Felidae
Gene: PTPN18
Product: protein tyrosine phosphatase non-receptor type 18
Biological process (GO): translational initiation
Cellular component (GO): eukaryotic translation initiation factor 3 complex, eIF3m
Molecular function (GO): translation initiation factor binding; translation initiation factor activity
Source: RefSeq, a predicted model, not a curated record
AUGGGGCUCCCACUCUCCGAGUCCUGUGGAUGUGGCUGCAGCUUCAACCUGCGCAUUGGAAGGCCUAAAGGGCCCCGGGACCCCCCUGCUGAGUGGACCCAGUAUAGAGGACUUUCGGAAUUCACUAAGAACAUGUAUGAAUCAUUAGAAAGCCCAAAUGAGCUCAUCCUAGCCUGGGAUGCUUCAGGCCAUGACAUUACAGAGGUCUCUAUGCUGAUCCAUGAGUACUACAGGGAAGCCCCCAACCCCAUUCACCUCAUUGUGGACAUGAGCCUCGAGAUUGGCUGUGUGAGCAUCAAGGCCUAUUUCAGCACUUAUGGUGUCCCUGGGAAGACCAAGGGGGUGAUGUUCAUACCUCUAUUAGUGAAAUAUGCACAUUAUGACUAAACACAUUGAGUUGAGCUGAUCAUGGAGUCCUGUUUUAGCCCCAACCAGGUGAUCAGACUCUCAAGCGACUUUCAGCAAGUAGGAGGGACAUCGGCUUGCAUAUAGGAUGCCCUGAGCACAGUGUUGCAGUAUGCAGAGGAUGUGCUGUCUGGAAAGGUAUCAGCUGACAAUACUGUGGGCCACUUCUUGAUGAGUCUGGUUAACUAAGUACCCAGGAUAAUUCCCAAUAACUUUGAGACCAUGCUCAAUAGCAACAUCAAUGACCUGUUGAUGGUGACCUACCUGACCACUCUCCCACGGUCACAGAUUGUCCUCAGUGAGAAACUUGUAAACCUUCAAAUGGGCCCUAAGUAGUACUCCUGCCAGGCUUGGCCACCCUAGGACCAGAAUGGAGUGAAACAGGAUGGUUUCCUCGUGGUUUGAGUCAGACUGAGUCAGUCAACUACUUGUGACUCUAAAUAAACAUAGCCUACCUUUGUAGAGAGAGAGAGAGAAAGAGAGAGAGAGAGAGAGAGAGAGAGAGAGAGAGAGAGAGAGAGAGAAACUAGAAUAUAAAGGAUUCAGCCCUAGAACUCUGCCAAAUGGCAGGGGAGCAGCUGAAACUCACUCUGGAUCAGAGGGACUAAGGAGUUCCAUGAUUACCAUUUUCCCUCCACCAUGACAGCAUGGACAGGAGCAGGGUUUGGGCAUCCUGGCUGGUCUACUGCCUCAGUGGGCCCCAGGCUCCUAGCCCAUACCAACCACAGCCAUCCUACCAAGGCAGUCCCAGCAUGG